CGCAUGCACGCAUUGUUUAAUUGGCUUUAAUCAAAUAUCGCUACAUUUUGUAACAUUCAAAUUUGUUUAAUGAUAAUAAAAUGAAAAUUAAAAAUGCAUACAUUCAAUCCAAUAAGCAGUGACAGUGUGUUGGAAGAGAAUAAACUUGCUGAAGUGUAAACCUAGUAUUAUUUUGUGGUGUGGGUGUGUGUACUUGUUGUUAUCGAAAAAUGCAACGCUGUCGAAAUGUGGUAUUUUUCUUCAUAUAUUAUCACUGGUUAAGGUUUAGGAUACACUGCUGCAUACACGAAAAUAAUUUUUUUUUUGUCUAAAUAGUGUAUGUUUUGAAGCAUUCUCUCUAUAUGUACAUAGAUACGCGUAAAUCGUAGAAAUCGAAAUCUAAAUGCAUUAAGCAUCAUCUUAAUUUUGCCAGCGAUUAAAUGUGUGCGAGCCGUGUUGGAUGAUUUUGUUGUUAUGAAUAUAUCGAAAGUGACACCAUCGCUUGCUGCUGCGGCUGCUGCCGCCGAAAAAGCGAAACCUGAACGUGUAACAUCUGCAGCAACAGCAACGGCACAGGCAGCGCUUAGUUUUAACACGAUCUCGAUACAGAAGCGCAGCAGCAGCAUCGACGACAACAGUGUCGAUGAUCCAAAUCGCAAGAAACUGAAAAGGGACAUUGUUAUAUGCACGCCAACGACCAGUUUACCCGCCAAACAACGUGCAGCGACUGCGACAGCAACAGCAAUAGCAAUAGCGACAGCAACAACAACGGCAACCGCAUCAGCAUCAGCAUCGGCGACAACAGCAGCGACAACAACAAGCGCGUCCUCAACAUCAUCAGCAACAACAACAGGAAAAGCAACAUCGGACGUACAGCAACAGCAACUUUUGACAACAUCCAAUCUAAUUGUCAGUCAUUCGAAUGCAAAGCCAGAAGCUGCUGCUGCCGCUGUCGCUGUCGGUGGUGCUGCUGUUGAUGUCUUGUGGGAGCAACGUGAUGAUCAAAUUAUUGUCUGUGAAAUGAAGCCAGAUGAUGCAUCGUCCGCAAGCAGCAGCAACGCUACAAUUACUAAUAGCCAAAAGCAAAGUUUUGCCAGCUUUACCAAAAAAGAUGUGGCCUCCACAUCAUCGGCCUCCUCGUCAUCAUCCUCGACCGCCUCCAUAAUAUCAAUUGAGCCAAGCAGCGGCAGCAGCAAUGAGCAGCACAAUAACUCUGAGCAGCAGCUGGGCAAAGCUGUUGCUGUCGAAGAGUUGGACUAUGUGUUGCUGCCAGCGACAACAACGGCCGAGCUGAAGCCAGCUGAUGCCCCACAACAAGUCACAAAUAACAAUAAUAACAACAGUGGCAGCAGCGGUACUAGCAACAAUGUUGCUGGCAGCACCACCAGCGGCAACACAAGCGGCAAUAGUGGCAACAUAACAGCAACGCUUAAGGCAGCGCCAACAUCAACGCAAGCCAACUAUAGCAUGUUUACCAGUGUUGGCACCACAACAGGCACGGCAACGACAGCGGCGACAGCAACAUCGCUGCUCAAUCGUGUCAAUUUGCACACAAAGAUGAAGGGCCAGCAGCUGGUGGUGAACGCGAAGAAAUUGUCGGAGGUCACACAGACAACGGCCAAGGUAUCGAUAGGCAACAAGACGAUAUCGGUGCCUCUGUUGAAGCCAUUGGGCAGCACACAAAUACUGCAGACCACCCAAUUGAUGAGUGCAAGUGGUGGGGCAACCACAGCUGGUGGAGCCACCAUUGUGGAGAGCAAACAACUAGUGACAACAACGACGACGGCAACAGGUGCACAACAGCAGCAACAGCAUCAGCAACACCAGCAGCAACAGCUGCAGCAGCAAACACAACACCUGAAUCUGACGCGUCUGUUGAAGGGCACACGCAAGAAUCCAACGGCAAUUGUCUCAUUUGCCGGCGUGCAAAUCAAACCAGCCAAUACCAAAAUUGUCACGGCCAAGGUGGUUAGCAAAAAGAUGUCGCUGCAAUUCCAACAGCAACAACACCAGCAGCAACAGCAGCAACAGGCGCCGCCAACGGGAAGCAUUGUGACAAUAACGCCAACGAAUCUAAAUCAAACGUUCACAAUGGUGCAACAACAGCCACAACAACAAGCGCAAACGCAGUCAGACAAACAGCAUGAUUCCGAACAAGGAGAUCAAACAGAUGCCACACCAGUUGCUGCUGGCCGCUUGCAAGCAGUUACAGUUGGCGGCCAACAGCAACCGAAAACCAUCACAUACAGUGAGAAUAUCCAGAAGAUAUUGUUGAACAAGAGCAAAUCGUUGGAUGGCAGCGAUAGCAGCGAGAUUGCCAAAAUCAAUAAUGUUGUGAUCAAACCGCUUGACAAUAGUCAAUUGCAUCCUAGCAUCAAUAUAUUCAAGCAGCAGCAGCAACAACAGCAACAUCAGGUUGCAGGUGGAGGUGCGACGAACGUUGUGACAUCAAUCAGUGAGCUGACAACGAGCGAUGCCUUGGCCAAGGCAGCAACAAGUGGCGCCACAAUUUGUGCGCGUCCCAUCAUCUCGAUACAGAAGAACAUAUCGCUGGUGAUGUCCAAGGCGACAAUUGCACAGCAAAAGCCCAAAAUGAUAACAACAUCAGCAAACAGCGCUGGCGCCAUACAAAUUCAGCAUGCAGCGUUCAAUCAACAGCAGCAGCAGCAGCAACAACAACAGCAGCAGCAGGUGUCAACAGCGGACACGGUUGACACUGUUGGCAAACUGCAAUUGAAGGCACAUCCGCAUCCACAUGCGCAUCCGCAUCCACAGAUCGUAACGGCCAAGCUGAAUGAGAUGUUGUCAGCGAAACCGGCAACAGUCGACAGCAGCAACGAUGCUGAGCCCAAGGCCAAGUUGCGACCAACGGAAGUGGUGCUGGUGAAGCAGGCAACGACGACAGCAGCAACCGCAGCAGCAGCAGCAGCGGCAACGGGCGCAACAGUCGUUGCCGCUGCAGCAGCAGCAGCAGCAACAGUUGUCGAUGGCAACAACAAGAAGCAAGCAGCCGAUGCAACGACAACGGAGCAACAGCCCAACGAUGAUCAGCUGGUGAUUGAGAAGCGCAUUACGAUUACGAGUCGUGUGGAUGACUCGAACAAUGCGUUGCUUAAGCAAUUGCUGCAGACCAGCAGCACCACGAGCAGCAGCAGCAGCAGUGGCAGCAGCAACAACAACAACAGUGGUGGCAACAGCAACAGCAGCAGCAACAAUAGCCACAACUUGCAGCAGAUAUCGAUAACAUCGGCGCCGUUGUCGGCACGCAAAGUGAUCAAUGUGCGAGCGCCAAGCAUGGGAUUGGUUAGCUCAUUGGAGGCGCAGUUGGCGCGGCCCGUUAAACCGCCGGUGCCAACAGCCGUCAGCAGCAACAGCAGCAGCAACAACAACAACAACAAUAAUAGCAGUGGCAACAGCAGCGGUGGCAAUACCACAACAACGACAACAACAACCGCCACCAUGGUGGCGAUCAGUCAAACGGCGACGCCAACAGCGACGGCAACAGCAAUAGCGACGCCAUCGGCGCCAAGUGCUGAGCCGCAAAAGUUGCUGCUGGAGGAGACGCCGGCAACAGCAACAGUGGCCGCAGCUGCAGUGCCCACAGCAGCAACAGCCAUAACAGCAACACCAGUGGCUGUUGCUGCUGCCGCAGCACCCACAACUUCGACAGUGACUGUGGUUGCAACACCUGCUGCAGCAACAGUAACUGCGAUGCAACAACAGCAGCAGCAACAUCAGCAACCACAACAGCAGCCAACGCAACAACAGCAGCAGCAGCAGGUGAAACAAUCUGUGCAGAUCGUAUCGAAGGAGACAUCGUUUAUAUCAACGCCCGUGCCGUCAGCAGCAGCAGCAGCAGCUGGAGUUGCCGCUGUGCCGGCAACAAGUGUUGCUGGUGCUGCCUCGAUUGUUGCCGCUGCCAUGCCCACAGUGGUCAGCAAAUUGCCGCCCACAUUAAUUGUGGAAUCGAAUAUAAUGAAGAGCGAACCGUUGCCGCCGCCGCCUUCGUAUGAGCUGAGCACCGGCAACGUCUCGAAUGUGACCAUCUCGAUAACGACAAAGCCCAGCAAGGAUGUCAAGUUGGGCACCAAGCUGGAAGUGAUGGAUGCCAAGGAUGCAGCAACAGUUGCUGUUCAAUCGGAGCCAGAGAAGCAGAUGACGCCACAGCCGCACGACAAUUGGAAGCUGCAAGAAGCGAACGAGCCGCAGAAGCGCAAAUUGUCGCUGCCUUUGCAACAGCAACAGCAGCAGCAACAACAACAACAGCAGCAGCAGUUGCAGCUGCAACAACAACAGCAACAAUCGCAGCAGUUAGAGGACAAACCUUUGACGGAGGUGAAAAACGAAAUUGGUUUGGUUAGCGGCAACACCAACAGCAACAGCAACAACAUCAUCAACCUCAACAAUAUUGGCCAUGAGAUGAUGCCGCUGCUGAAAGUGCAGCCAGCAACUGCUGCUGGUCACGAGAAGUUGCAGCUGAUCACAACGUAUGGCAAGAAGACAGCAGCACAGCAACAAGUAAUCAACGCGGAUCUGCAGCAACAACAGCAACAGCAGCAGCUACAGCAGCAACAACAACAGCAGCAGCAGCAGUUGCAACCGCAGCAGCAAAAUCAGCCAUUGCAGCAACAACAGCAGCAGCAGCAACAGCAUUUACAGCUACAGCAGCAACGACAGCAACUGCAACAGCAGCAGCAACAGCAGCUGCAACAGCAACAACUGCAACAACAACAGCAGCAUUUGCAGCAGCAGCAGCAGCAACAACAGCAGCUGCAACUACUGCAACAGCAGCAACAGCAACAACAACAGCAGCAGCAGCAAUUGCAGCAUCCUCAACAGCAGCAGCAACAACAACAAUUGCAGCAGCAACAGUUGCAACAGCAGCAACAAGCAGUUGGCGCAGUUUCUGUGCCCUUGCCCGUCUCCGUUUCCGUGACCGGAGGAGGACCCCUCAACCUGCCGUUGCCAGUGUCUGUGCCUGUGCCUGGGCCAGCGAUGGAGCCGAAAGUUCAAGGCGAGCAGCGCAAGCGUCGCAAACGCGAGACGCAGAAGCCGCGUCGCACCAAUGCCAACACUGCAGCCGGGGCCGCAGCUGCGGCUGCUGCUGCUGCGGCGGCCGCUGCCGGAGGGAGCAACAUCAGGGAGAUGAGCGGAGCAUUGCCAGCUGGCGCCGUCGUCCAACUGACAACGAUGUCGUCGAGUGGCGUGCCAAUGGGUGGCCAAGCGACGGUUGGCGGCGGCCAUUUGGCCAGCGGCAGUCCGGGUGGCAGCAGCAGCGGCGGCAGCAUGCUGAAGAAGCGUGUGCGCAAGUUCUCGAAGGUCGAGGAGGAUCACGAUGCAUUUACCGAGAAGCUGAUGACGCACAUACGUCAAAUGCAACCGCUGCAGGUGCUCGAGCCGUUGCUCAAUCGCAACUCGCUGAUUGGCAGCGGCACGCUCUUUGCUGCUGGCGGCAACAGCAGCAACAGCAACGGCGGCAGCAAUGGCAACAACGGCUCGAAUGGCAGCAACGGCGGCAAUGGCACCAAUGGCAACAAUAACGCCGGCGGCGGCAAACUGAAGGCCAUUUCACGUGCAUUGCAAUUGCAGCGACAGCUCGACGAUGGCAGCGGUGGCGGUGGCGCGUCUGGUGUUGAUUGCGAGCAGCUGCUGGGACGCUUUGGCAAUGUGCGGCAUCCGAGCAUCAAGUCGCUGUAUGACAGCGAACGUUUCGGUGGCAGCGGCGAGCCAUCAACAGCUGCAGCAACAACAGCAGCCACAGCCACUAGCAACAAUGCUUUUGGCGGUGCAUCGCUGUCGUCGAUUCAGAAUGACUUUUACGAUCAGGAGUUUUCCACGCACAUACAGCGGGAUUCCCGUGAACGUUUGCAACGUUUGCUGAGCGCUGUCUGUGAUUGCAAUGUGGAGACCACGGAUCUGGUUGAAAGUCAGUUGCAUCAACAGCAGUUGCAACAACUGCAACUGCAGCAACAACAGCAGCAGCAGCAUCGCUUGGAUGGUCCGUUGGCCUGGUCGCGGCUGAGUCGCUUUCCGGGUCUGGUGUUGCUCAACACGAACAGCAACCAGCGCAGCGCACCCGGCCGCAUGUCGCCCGUGGCUUUGGCCAUGGAUGCCAGCAGCAUGCGGCUGCCGGUGUCGCCGAUUGUGCGCAGCUGCAGCGAAGAGUUGCGCAAGUCGCAGCAAAUGGAGCUGGGCAUUGGCGGCGGCGGUGGCGUUGCGACAGCAUCGAACAACAGCAGCAGCCAAAUGAGUAACAACAAUAAUGUCAAUAACAACAACAACUAUCAGCAGAAGAACCAAAAUGUGAUACUCUCGCUGCACACAUCGGCAACGGAUAACAUUGCCGGCGUGCUGCGAGAUUUGGCCAAUCUGUUGCAUCUGACGCCCGCGUUCACCUACAAGCUGCUUGAUGCCACGGCUGGCGGCACGGCGGCAACACCAACGACAGCAGCCACAGCCGGAGCAGCAGCAGCAGCGGAUAAGAUGGACAAGGAGCAGGGCGGCGAGCAACAACAACAUCAACAACAACAACAGUUGCUACACAAUGUGACCAGUCAAGGCAACCUGCGCAAGAUACUCACUGGACAGCGGAAGCUGUGUCGAUGCUGCGGCAGUCCCAUCGCUGCCUUCGGGCUGCGUGUGCCCCGACAGAAUGUGCCCGAGGAGACGCCGUCGCCGAUGCUGGCGAUGCUGCAAUCGCUGUUGCCUCGCAAAUUGCCAACGCCGCCGUUCGUCUACUUCUGCAAUCGCAGCUGCUUUGCUCAGUACAAAUGGCGCGGCAAGGAUGAGCCACUUGGCGAGGAUGCUAUUACUGCAGCAGCCACUGCAACAGGCACAACACCAACAGCAGCAACAGGCAGCGAUGUUUUGUCGGCAGCAACAACGCCACCAAUUGUCAAGCUGGAGCCAGAGGAUGUGGACAUGGAGCAACCACAGCAACAGCAACAGCAGCAGCAACAGCGGCCGCAUAGCAAUAGCAACAGCAGCAGCAACAGCAACAGUGAACUGACAACAACAUCUCAGGCGUCGUCGUCACAGCAGCAACCCGUGUCCGUGCCAGUGCGAAAGAACAUCAUCAAGUGCUUCAGUGCAGAUUGCUUUGCCGCAAGCACGAAUGUUGCCGCUGGCACCAUCAAGACCGAGAACGGUGAGUCAAUGGCCUGGGAAACGGAAUGCAGCAGCAGCAGCGCAGCCGAAGCACUCGAGGAUACGCGGCAGUGUGUCUUCUGCAAUCAGCGUGGCGACGGUCAGGCGGAUGGACCAUCGCGUCUUCUCAACUUUGAUGUGGACAAAUGGGUUCAUCUGAACUGUGCCUUGUGGUCGAACGAUGUGUACGAGACGGUCUCGGGAGCACUGAUGAAUUUCCAGACAGCGCUGCAGUCGGGACUGAAUCAGGCGUGCAGUGCCUGCCAUCAGCUGGGUGCGACAAUCAAAUGCUUCAAGUCGCGCUGCAGCAAUCUGUAUCAUCUGCCGUGCGCCAUCAAGGAGGAGUGCGUGUUCUACAAGAACAAAUCGGUGCACUGCAGUGCGCAUGCGUGGACGAGUGCGACGGGGGUGACAGAGAAUGAGCUCAGCUCGUUUGUGGUGCAUCGUCGGGUGUUUGUCGAUCGCGAUGAGAAUCGUCAGGUGGCUACGGUGAUGCACUAUUCGGAGCUGAGCAAUUUGUUGCGCGUCGGCAACAUGACGUUCCUCAACGUUGGCCAACUGUUGCCGCAUCAGCUGGAGGCGUUUCACACGCCCCACUACAUCUAUCCCAUUGGCUACAAGGUGAGUCGUUAUUAUUGGUGCGUGCGUCGGCCAAAUAAGCGCUGUCGCUAUGUCUGCAGCAUUGCGGAGGUUGGCUGUCGACCCGAGUUUCGCAUACAGGUGCAUGAGACGGGCGAAAAGGAGCCGGAUCGCGAGUUUCGCGACAGCACACCCUCUGCUGUGUGGCAACAGAUACUGCAGCCGAUUCAGCGCAUGCGCAAAGUCUACAAGUGGCUGCAACUCUUUCCGCAACACAUCAGCGGCGAGGAUCUCUUUGGUCUAACGGAGCCGGCAAUUGUGCGCAUCCUAGAGAGUUUGCCGGGCAUCGAAACGCUCACCGAUUAUCGCUUCAAAUACGGACGCAAUCCAUUGCUCGAAUUCCCGCUGGCCAUCAAUCCAUCGGGUGCAGCACGCACCGAGCCCAAGCAGCGUCAGUUGCUCGUGUGGCGCAAGCCGCACACACAACGCACCGCCGGCAGUUGCAGCACACAGCGCAUGGCCAAUUCGGCGGCGAUUGCCGGCGAGGUGGCUUGUCCGUAUAGCAAACAGUUUGUGCACUCCAAGAGUUCGCAGUACAAAAAGAUGAAGCAGGAGUGGCGCAACAACGUCUAUCUGGCAAGAUCAAAGAUUCAGGGCUUAGGCUUGUAUGCGGCACGCGACAUUGAGAAGCACACGAUGAUCAUUGAGUACAUUGGUGAAGUGAUACGCACGGAGGUGUCCGAGAUACGCGAAAAACAAUAUGAAUCCAAGAAUCGUGGUAUUUACAUGUUCCGCUUGGAUGAGGAUCGCGUUGUCGACGCAACGUUGAGCGGCGGCUUGGCGCGCUACAUUAACCACUCGUGUAAUCCCAAUUGUGUCACCGAGAUCGUUGAGGUUGAUCGCGAUGUGCGCAUCAUAAUAUUUGCCAAGCGUAAAAUCUAUCGCGGCGAAGAGCUUUCGUAUGACUACAAGUUCGAUAUUGAGGAUGAUGCGCAUAAGAUACCCUGCGCUUGUGGUGCACCCAAUUGUCGCAAGUGGAUGAACUAAAUCGGAAGUAGGAGCAACAGGAAACAAACAAACAACAGCACAGCAUCACAACAACAAGAGUAAGGAGGAAAUCAGGAGCAGUUCACAGAGAUGUGCUCGACCCAGUGAACAGAAGAAUCAUUAUAGUUUGUGUUGUGGCCAACCACACACACACACACACACACACGCACUCACACCCACACAGACACACACACGCACAGAACUCACAUACACCAACCCAACAUGGAAUAUUCUCUAAGCAGUAGCAGUAUAUACAUAUGUACAUAUAUUUAUUAUAUCUAUAUGUAUGUAUAAUUCAAUUUAUAUGUAUAUAUACACACACAAACUCACACCCAUACACACAACAUACAUACACAUAUGUAUAUCAAUAUCUUUAUCUAUAUGCACGAGUUUAAAUGGCAAAUAUCUUGUAAGUUAUCUCUAUCUAUCUAUGUAUGUAACCCCUACCCCCUACUCCCUUUCCCACACUCCCACCCCACACCCCACCCCACACGAAUGCGCCUCUCGUGCAUAUUGUAGCUAAUUUGUAUCCUAUUAUUGCUCAUAAGCCAAAAGUGUUUUGUAGUAUAAAUUAAAAAAACAAACAAAAACGAAAACUAAAACUAAAACUAAAAAAAAAGCAGAAAACAAAAAUGAAACUUCAUGCAUAUAAAAUAAUUUAUAGAUACAAAUUAAGCAUGUAUUUUAUGUUACUUAAAAGCCCAUCAACAUUAUUCGUGUUUUUCAAUGUACAUUUUUUUUAUAUCCAAAAUCUUCUCUAUAAACUUUUCCUUUCAUUUCGGUCGCAGUGAAGAUAAAAGCGAAAAUAAGAAAGAGAGAGAGAGAAAGUGCUAGAGUUAAUGCAGACCUGGGAGUGCCUUCGUUUUUAUUUUAUUAUAUUCUUAACCAUUUUUUUUUUUCGCUAGAUUUAAAGAGACUGUAUAGGAAGCAUAAUGUUAAAGAAAUGAAAAAAAGAAUGAGACAUACGCGAGAAAGAAACAGAAAUAACACAAAAAAGCAAAAAAAGAAAAAGGAAAACAAAAUCUCUUUUCAAGUGGUGUAGUAAUUUAUUUAAUGUGCAUCCAAAUUGAAUGUAUUUCUUUUGUUUUACCUAAUUUCAUCUCUAUAUAUUUUAACAAUACAAUUAUCAAUCAAGUGUAUCUUUAACUUUUAAGUAAAUGUAAACAACACUUUCAAAACUUACAAGCGAAUAUGUUUUUUUACAAUUGAUUUGCGUUUAUUACAUUACAUACAUCCCUUAUCAUCAGAUCAGCGGCAUCUUUGUUUGCUCGAUAAACAACAAUUUAAACUACAUAAAUUUGAACAAAUUUUGCAUAAUAUAUAGUAUGUACACUAAAUCCUGAUCGUGUCUGUGUUUGCAGUUGAAAACAUAUCCAUUCUAAACAUAUAGAUUCUCUACAGUUGCAUCUAUGGCUUUCUUCUGAAUCGAUUUACGGUGCUUUGCACAUGCACAGCAAAUGCUAAUGUCAGCAUAUCGAAGUUUUUCAAAUACCACGAAAUGUUGUACAUCAGAUGGAUGCGUCGA
This is a messenger RNA of Drosophila nasuta, 10276 nucleotides long. It is a transcript of the gene trr, whose product is annotated as trithorax-related. Gene Ontology annotation, molecular function: protein binding; histone H3K4 methyltransferase activity; transcription coactivator activity. Bases 454 to 8751 code for a protein of 2765 amino acids. Gene Ontology annotation, cellular component: nucleus; MLL3/4 complex. The transcript is spliced from 7 exons. The record is from RefSeq and is a predicted model, not a curated record. Lineage: Eukaryota; Metazoa; Arthropoda; Insecta; Diptera; Drosophilidae. Gene Ontology annotation, biological process: positive regulation of transcription by RNA polymerase II.